Messenger RNA from Paramecium sonneborni, 1340 nucleotides. The record is from the annotation of a GenBank genome assembly. Lineage: Eukaryota; Ciliophora; Oligohymenophorea; Peniculida; Parameciidae.
AUGAUGAGAUUAAAUAUAACGAGAUUGAGUAAAAGAAUCAAUAUGAAACCUCCAUCAGAAAAUGAUUUCAGCACUUUAUUAAUUGCUAAAAAUACUCCAAUUCGUUAGCUUUCAAUAUGUAAAAUGAAUUAAUAAAUUAAUUAGCAACUCGUUCAUCAAAACAUUCUUAAUUUGUUAGAAAGCUACCUACUAAUUAAAAUUAAUAAUCCUAAUAAUUAACUAGCAGAACAAUAUCAGUAAAUGAUACAAAUUUACAUGGAGAACCUUUGAGAGAAAAACAAAUUUCAAUAAACAAUAUGUCUAAUAAAAAGAAAUCCUCAAGAAGAUUAAUUGGUUUAUAAACUUAGCCUAGUUUAAUCAUGUAAGAAUAAUACAUUAAUAAGUAAACCAAAGUUUGCAGAUAUUAAAUAUGAGAUCAUUGAUAUCUAUUAAUUAUAAAUAGCUGAACCAAAAAUAUUAUUCAAAGGCAAUAGGGAUACAUGUCAUCUUCAGAAAAUUGUCAUUAUUGGUUAAUCUAUCUCUCUUAAUAAAUAAUUAAUACAAAAAAUUAAAUCUGAAUGCAUUCUAGUCUUACUAACUAACAAUUUAUCUUAAAUAGAUGAACAAUAUGAUUGCAUAAUAUAGCCACCUCAUAUAUAUCCAAAUGAUAUUUUAAGCUAUUAAAGAAAUAUGAAUUAGAUUUGGAUCAAUGUUAAUCAUUUGAUACAUAUAUUCAAAUAGCCAGAACAAAUUUUUAUGAUAGAUGAAAUUGCUAACGAAAAUAAUACUUUUGGUAUUGAAGAAUUAAAAAAUAAAAUAUUAUAUUAAGGAAAUUGUAGAAUGAUUCAUCUAUUUCUUUAAAAAGAUAAACCAAGUCUAUAAAAAUUGUAUUAUGCAUUAUGUCACAUAUUUAAAUAUGAAUAAUAAGAUUUAAUAUAAUUGAAUCUUAAAAAGACAUUGUAAGAAUGUUCUGAAAAUUGUCUAUAAAUUUAAUCAAAACUAACAUACCUUUAAAAGGUGAUUGAUGUAAAGAGUAAAUUGAAAUAGUAAUUUAAAAAGGAGCAAAUUUCAAUAGACUCUCCUGAAAAUAGAGCAGAAACGUAAAUAAUAUUUAAUAAAUUAGUUUGAGAGAUUGUGUAAUAGAAUAUAUAAAGAGUCGGUCGACAAAUAAAAUAACUGGUAUGUAUUAUAUAAUUGGAGAUCAAAUAAUGAGAAAUAUAAAAUUUUUUCGUAAAAGAUAAGAAGAUAAGUAUUAUACUGAAAAGAAACAUUAAGAAACAUUGUAGAUACUAUAAAAUACACUAUAACCUAUAAAGCAUGCUCAUAUUUGUUAAUAAUAAUAUGCAUUUUAUUUACUAUGA